AUGAAAGGAAUAUCCUAUCGGGGUAAUCAUAUUUGCUUCGGAAGAUAUGCUCUUCAGGCACUUGAACCCGCUUGGAUCACAUCUAGACAAAUAGAAGCAGGUCGGCGGGCAAUGUCACGAAAUGUCCGCCGAGGUGGACAAAUAUGGGUACGGAUAUUUCCAGACAAACCAGUUACAGUAAGACCAACCGAAACGCGUAUGGGUUCGGGAAAGGGAUCUCCCGAAUAUUGGGUAGCUGUCGUUAAACCCGCCGAUAACAGCGGAGCCCGCCAAUUGAUGUGUAUUCGAAUCAUAGGAGCAGGUAAUCGACGAUAUGCUUCUAUUGGUGACAUUGUUGUUGCUGUAAUCAAGGAAGCGGUACCAAAUAUGUCUUUAGAAAGAUCAGAAGUGAUUAGAGCUGUAAUUGUACGUACUUGUAAAGAACUUAAACGUAGCAAUGGCAUGAUAAUACAAUAUGAUGAUAAUGCCGCGGUUGUCAUUGAUCAAGAGGGAAAUCCAAAAGGAACUCGAAUUUUUGGCGCAAUCGCCCGGGAAUUGAGACAGUUAAAUUUCACUAAAAUAGUUUCAUUAGCACCUGAGGUAUUAUAA
Arachis duranensis is the source of this 588-nucleotide messenger RNA. Its product is annotated as 50S ribosomal protein L14, chloroplastic-like. Gene Ontology annotation, biological process: translation. The record is from RefSeq and is a predicted model, not a curated record. Gene Ontology annotation, cellular component: cytosolic large ribosomal subunit; ribosome. NCBI's taxonomy places the organism in Eukaryota, Viridiplantae, Streptophyta, Magnoliopsida, Fabales, Fabaceae. The coding region runs from base 1 to 588 and encodes 195 amino acids. Gene Ontology annotation, molecular function: large ribosomal subunit rRNA binding; structural constituent of ribosome. The transcript is spliced from 2 exons.